Molecule: messenger RNA, 1406 nt
Organism: Acinonyx jubatus (cheetah)
Lineage: Eukaryota; Metazoa; Chordata; Mammalia; Carnivora; Felidae
Product: olfactory receptor 1361-like
Exons: 1
Coding region: 52-984 (310 amino acids)
Biological process (GO): G protein-coupled receptor signaling pathway
Cellular component (GO): membrane
Molecular function (GO): G protein-coupled receptor activity; olfactory receptor activity
Source: RefSeq, a predicted model, not a curated record
UUUACCUUUUUGCUAUUUAUAAUAAAAUUUGUUUCAUACAGAAUUCCAGACAUGAAUAGAAGAAACCAUACCAACAUCUAUGAAUUUCUUCUCGUGGGCCUCUCUGAGUGGCCACAGCAGCAGCCUCUCCUAUUUGGACUCUUCCUGGGCAUGUACCUGGUCACCAUGGUGGGGAAUCUGCUCAUCAUCCUGGCCAUUGCCUCAGACCUACACCUCCACACCCCCAUGUACCUCUUUCUAGCCAACCUGUCCUUUUCUGACAUUGGUUUCAUCUCUACAGUAAUUCCCAAGAUGCUAGAUAAUAUUGGCUCAGGAAGUAAAAGGAUUUCUUAUGGUGGGUGUCUGACACAGCUUUAUUUCUUUGGCCUAUUUGCAGAUCUGGACAACUUUCUCCUAGCUGUGAUGGCACUUGACCGCUAUGUGGCCAUCAGCCACCCCCUCCAUUAUGCCAUGAUCAUGAACUACCAACGCUGUGUCCUAUUAGUGGCUGGAUCAUGGGUGGUCACUACCUUCCACGCCCUAGUGCAUACCUUCCUGGUAACGAGGCUUUCUUUCUGUGGCCCCAAUAUCAUCCCCCAUUUCUUCUGUGAUUUUGUCCCACUCCUGAAUCUGGCCUGCUCCAGUACUUAUGUCAAUGACCUGGUGCUCAUCCUUGUGGCAGGAACAUUGCUAAUUGGACCCUUCAUCUGCAUCCUUACAUCUUACUUUUAUAUUGCAUUGGCUAUCCUAAGAAUCAAUUCCCCAAAGGGUAAGCAAAGGGCAUUCUCCAACUGUACCUCCCACCUCUCUGUGGUCUCUCUGUUUUAUAGCACAGCUAUUGGGGUCUAUUUAUGUCCUCCAUCAUCCCCCUCAGGUGGAAAGAAUAGAGUCUUCUCAAUAAUGUACACAGUGGUGACCCCCAUGCUGAACCCCUUCAUCUACAGCCUAAGAAACAGGGAUAUGAAAGGGGCGCUAGGAAAACUACUCAGAAGAAAAACACUCUAACAUUCUUUCUCAGGAUCUCAGGGUCCUGAAUCCAAGGCUCGGAACUGGGAGUUGAAAUUGGCUGCCUGAGAGUCUAACCACUGUAGCUUCCCUGAACCUGAAACGUCUUUGUUUCUUAUGUUUAUAUUUCAAAGUACUGAUUAACACUGAGGACAGGGAGGGACCAGUGAUGUCGGUAACCUUAGAUCAUCUUUGUGAAGUGCCCAGGCUCUGAGAAGCUUAUUAUCCACUAUCAAAAUGGCUCUUGUUAUUUUUACUGGUGGCUAAGAGAAGCCUGUGGGUGGAGGGACUUGCACACUUAUAAAAUGAAACUGAAAGCCCAAAAUUUUGUUUUGCUCAACUUAGAACUAUGGAACACCCCUUUAGCUCAAGAAUAUAGGAUUCAUUAUUUCUGGUAACAAGAAAUACAAAGGAAAUAAUCU